Prunus mume (Japanese apricot) is the source of this 819-nucleotide messenger RNA. RefSeq lists its product as uncharacterized. Lineage: Eukaryota; Viridiplantae; Streptophyta; Magnoliopsida; Rosales; Rosaceae. The record is from RefSeq and is a predicted model, not a curated record. Gene Ontology annotation, molecular function: zinc ion binding.
AUGGAUGCAUCAUGGCAUUGGUUUUUCACUAAACUUCAUGAAGCCAUUGGUGAGUGUCCCAAUCUUGUUGUUAUUUCUGAUCGCAAUGUUAGCAUAGAGAAUGUGUGGAACAAAGCAGGGUUACAUAAGUGGUCUAGAGCUCACAUGGAUGGACACCGUUACAAUGUAAUGACAACAAAUAUUGCGGAGUCAAUCAACUCAGUUCUUAGGUUUGCAAGGAUGCUGCCAAUGGUUCAUUUGAUAGGGGAAAUUAUUAAUCUCCUUGUGAAAUGGUUCACCGAACGUCGUGAGUUGGCUUUGAAUUGUACAACAACAUUGUGCCCUAAUUUUGGAGAGGAUAAGUUGAGGAAUAGGUUGGAGGAUGUUGCAAGGAUGAAUGUCGUUAAAGUAAAUAACGCACAGUUUAAUGUUUUGGACGAUGAUAUGGAUGGCCUCGUAGAUUUGACCAACAACCAUUGUAGUUGUAGAAUGUUUCAGCUUGAGCAACUACCUUGCAAGCAUGUAGUUGCAGUUUGCUGCUUCUUGAAAGUAAAUGUAUACUCGAAGGCUUCUCGGUAUUACACUAGGAAUACGUGGAUGAAUGCUUAUUCGGAUAUCAUCUACCAGGUACAGCCUCAUGGAAUGUGGGAUAUUCCUGAAGAUGUUCGAAGUCGAGUUGUGCUGCCUCCCAUGGCAAGGGUCAUGCCAGGCAGACGAAAGAAGAUAAGAAUUCCCUCGCAAGGAGAGGGCACCAUUAGAAGAAAGUGCUCAAGGUGUGGUUCCGCAGGCCACAAUAAAAGCACCUGUAAAAACACUAUUCCAUUGCGCAAUGUAUCUUAG